CCUCAGUAUUUGGAUGCUCGGGAUGUAUUACAUACCAGGAACCCUUCCCUAUAUCCCGCAGAAUCUAUUUUCUUCAUGAUGGGCAAUGAGUCGCUAGGUUAUGUCCCACUAGCGUCGCCUGACGAUGACCCAUACUCCACACGGAAGAUUCGUGAGACUCGUUCGAAAUUACGAGAAGAUCUACAUUGGGGUCAUCUUACUGCAAGCUAUCGCGCUGGCAUUUUCCUUGAUCACCAGCUUUCACGAAACCAACGAUUGCCAGCCUGCCUUCGUGGAUCGCCCAUUGUUAUAUUCGCCUGCUCAAGAGGCUCUGGAAAACGAAGUGAAAGUAUUUACUGUUGGGCGAGAAGAAAAGACGAUAUAUCAAGGUUUCGACGCCGAAGCAGAUAGAGCUUGGGGUGAUCUCUACAACCACACGCUUUUGAAAAUCCCCAAAAGCCAGGCCGCUCUUCUUCCAAAUAAGACUUAUCCUAUCUAUGGUGAAGAUGGAUACUAUCUAGCUGGUUUGGACGUUUUCCAUCAGCUUCAUUGCCUUCACGUCGUCCGUCAUGCUCUUUAUAGCGAUCACUUCGACGAUCCUCAAGCAAAUCCUGAACAUGUCUCCCACUGUAUCGAUGUGAUUCGCCAGUCUUUGAUGUGUAGUGCAGACAUUUCUGUGAAUGUCUGGCAAUGGAGCGAACAGCUUUCGGCUGUGGUAGGAUACAGCUCCCAGGCACAUUCGUGCCGCAAUUUCGACAAGCUUCGAGACUGGGCGCGAGAGCGCAGAAUUCACGAGUGGAUCGACAUUCGCCUUUUUGUAGAAGACGACUUACCGAACUCACCCAUCAUCAGUUAGAUCUUAUCAUGCUCGGUUCUACCAAUGAUAUAAUUCUAUACGAAUGCGAAACAGCAACAUUUCCUAAAGGGAUCGGAACCAGGCCGACUCGGAUGGCUGUGCUGGCAACGCGCACGGAUCUCCAAUUUUAUGUAGGCAAAUUCAAACCAAUUCUUAUACCGUUGAACGUUGAACACC
Desarmillaria tabescens is the source of this 1012-nucleotide messenger RNA. RefSeq lists its product as uncharacterized. The coding region runs from base 125 to 835 and encodes 236 amino acids. Lineage: Eukaryota; Fungi; Basidiomycota; Agaricomycetes; Agaricales; Physalacriaceae. The transcript has 6 exons. The record is from RefSeq and is a predicted model, not a curated record. Gene Ontology annotation, biological process: mycotoxin biosynthetic process.